AUGGCCUCCCCUUGCAUCUCUCGCGCCGCACGAUGCCUGGCCUCGACCGCCCGCGGCCCAAUCGCUCGCAAGACUGCGACUACGCCAGCCUCGUCUCCUUCGUCCCUCUGCCGGCGCCAGCAGCACUACCACUCGUACGACCACCCGUCGACGCCGCCGUUCGGGCCCGUCGACAGGGAAAUCCUGGCCGCCGCCUACAAGCACGUCCCUGAGCACGGCUUCUCGCUGCGCGCUAUUGGCCUCGGGGCUCGCGACGCUGGUUACCCUGAUAUCAGCUCCGGCAUCCUGCCCGACGGCCAGUUCAGCCUGAUACACUACCACUUGGUCGCCCAGCGCGAGAGACUGGCCGACAGGAGCCGCGAGCUGCUCGAGGAUGACUCGUUGACCAGCGUGGGCGACAAGGUGGCUGCCUUGACGUGGGAGCGGCUGGUGGGCAACAGGGACAUCAUACACAGAUGGCAGGAGGCCCUGGCCAUCAUGGCGCAGCCCAGCUAUCUGCCCAAGUCGCUGGCUGAGCUGGCUGCCUUGUCUGACGACAUCUGGUUCCUGGCCGGCGACAAGGCCGUCGAUCCCUCCUGGUACACCAAGCGGGCGGCUCUCUCCAUGGUAUACAGCUCCAGUGAGCUCUUCAUGACCAACGACAGAUCACCGUCCUUUCUCGAGACAAGACAGUUCUUGCAUCGAAGGCUGGGCGAGGUCCAGUCCGUGGGGGGCACUGUGGGAGCCGUAGGCCAAUGGGUUGGCUUCACCCUCAAUGCAGGCGUCAAUGUCUUGAGAAGCAAGGGCGUCCCUAUCUGA
Molecule: messenger RNA, 798 nt
Organism: Trichoderma harzianum CBS 226.95
Lineage: Eukaryota; Fungi; Ascomycota; Sordariomycetes; Hypocreales; Hypocreaceae
Exons: 2
Coding region: 1-798 (265 amino acids)
Biological process (GO): ubiquinone biosynthetic process
Cellular component (GO): mitochondrial inner membrane
Molecular function (GO): lipid binding
Source: RefSeq, a predicted model, not a curated record